Molecule: messenger RNA, 1299 nt
Organism: Dovyalis caffra
Lineage: Eukaryota; Viridiplantae; Streptophyta; Magnoliopsida; Malpighiales; Salicaceae
Source: the annotation of a GenBank genome assembly
AUGGCAGAUAAAGAGAACAGCGGCCGCAUUACUCGCGCUGCCAAAAAGAGGGCGGCGGCGCUGGCUUCAGCCGAGGACCAGCCCUUGAAUAAGAAGAGGGUUGUGUUGGGAGAACUGCCCAACUUAUCAAACUCCAUUGUUUCAGUGAAUGAGCCACAGAAGCUGAAAGGAAAAGCAAAGACAAAAACCAAGAAGGGGACUUUAACGAAGAAGGAGAAUGUUCUCAAAGAAGAUGUUGAUGGGAAACCUGAAGAUCCCCAAAUGUGUGCACCAUAUGCAUCUGAUAUUUAUGAGUAUCUCCAUAAAAUGGAGGUGGAUCCAAAAAGAAGGCCAUCGCCUGAUUACAUUGAGAAGGUUCAAAAAGAUGUUAGUCCCAAUAUGAGAGGGAUUUUGGUGGAUUGGUUGGUGGAGGUCGCGGAAGAAUACAAGCUUGUCUCCGACACUUUAUAUCUUACUGUUUCUUACAUUGAUAGAUUCUUGUCUUUCAGUCUCCUCAAUAGGCAGAAGCUUCAGCUUCUUGGUGUUUCUGCUAUGCUCAUUGCCUCAAAGUAUGAAGAAAUAAACCCUCCACACGUGGAAGAUUUUUGCUACAUAACAGAUAAUACAUACACCAAGGAAGAGAUGGUUAAAAUGGAAGCUGACAUACUUAAAUCUUUGAAAUUUGAGAUGGGAAAUCCUACAAUAAAGACAUUCCUAAGGAGGUUCACCAGGGCUGCACAAGAAGAUUAUAAAGCUUCAAAUUUGCAGCUUGAGUUCCUGGGUUUCUACCUUGCUGAGUUGAGCUUGUUGGAUUACAACUGUGUGAAAUAUUUGCCUUCUUUGGUGGCUGCUUCUGUUAUUUUUCUUACAAGAUUUCUGAUGCGACCCAAGACGUAUCCUUGGAGCUCAACCUUGCAACAAAACACUGGAUACAAAGCAGUGGAUCUAAAGGAAUGUGUUCUCAUCAUACAUGACUUGUAUUUGAGUAGAAGAGGAGGUGGAUUACAAGCUGGCAUUUUGUUUACGUUGAAUUAUUUUCUUGGAACAGUUCAAGUGUGUGGCAAACAUGCCUUCCCCUCCAGAGAUACCAAGUUUAUAUUUCGAAGAGGUUUGAAUGCGAAGUUUGGCAUGGGAAUUUUUUGUUUUGGGAUAUGGCAAGUGAUGGAAAUUGAAACUGCCUCAGGAAUCCUAGAAGUGAGGAUUUGUGACAUGCAAAAUCAUGGCAUUUGGAUUAACUAUAAAAUAUUGAUUGAUAUUGGGGGGCUCGAGGAAGUGAACUGUUGGCCAUGUGGAAUGAACUAUUGUGGUGAGCUAUGCUGA